CUACCCAAGGGCCAUUGAAUAGCCGCUAUCCUCCAGGCCUCCAGCUAAGAUGACAGGAUUUCGUUGCGCGGACUUACUUCCACUUUCUCUUUAUGCUUUUUUCUCUUCAAAAUCAACUUUCAAACUGACCACACGUGUUUCACUGUUGCAGGCGCUUCAACUUGCCGGUUCAAGUAGCUAUUUGUUUUAGAUUUAAAGGAGUUAAAGAAAACUAUUUGAAAUGGGGGAAAAGUUAAACUACAAAGUUGCCGACAUUUCGCAGGCCGAUUUUGGACGAAAAGAAAUCAUCAUGGCUGAAAAUGAAAUGCCUGGAUUAAUGGCUCUCCGAAAAAAAUAUGGACCUUCAAAACCUUUAAAGGGGGCCAAAAUUGCUGGUUGCUUACAUAUGACCAUACAGACAGCUGUUUUGAUUGAAACACUUUUGGAUCUAGGAGCUGAAGUACAGUGGUCAAGUUGCAAUAUUUUUUCAACUCAAGAUCAUGCUGCUGCUGCCAUAGCAAAACGAGGUGUGCCAGUAUUUGCCUGGAAAGGUGAAACUGAAGAAGAAUAUAUUUGGUGUAUUGAACAGACCAUUGUUUUUGCUGAUGGUCAGCCUUUAAAUAUGAUUCUUGAUGAUGGUGGAGAUCUCACUGCCUUAGUUCAUGAAAAAUAUCCUCAAUAUCUUUCUGGUAUUCGAGGUAUUUCGGAAGAAACCACUACAGGGGUUCAUGCUUUGUAUAAGUUACUCAAGGAAGGAAAACUUAAGGUCCCUGCCAUAAAUGUCAAUGAUUCUGUCACCAAGAGUAAAUUUGAUAAUUUGUAUGGUUGUCGAGAAUCGUUGGUGGAUGGUAUUAAGCGUGCCACUGAUAUUAUGAUUGCCGGUAAAGUCUGCGUUGUUGCAGGCUAUGGUGAUGUUGGCAAGGGUAGUGCUGCUUCAUUAAGAGCACUUGGAGCUAGAGUUAUCAUUACUGAAAUUGAUCCAAUUAAUGCUUUGCAAGCUGCAAUGGAAGGUUAUGAAGUUACUACAAUGGAAGAAGCUUGUACUAGACAUGCACAAAUUUUUGUGACAACUACUGGGUGCAGCGGUAUUAUUCGUGGUGAGCACUUCAUGGCGAUGAGGAAUGAUUCCAUUGUAUGUAACAUUGGACACUUUGAUUGUGAAAUUGACAAAAAAUGGCUUGAUGCUAAUGCAGUGGAGAAAGUCAAUAUCAAACCCCAGGUUGAUAGGUACAAGCUUUCAAAUGGCAAUCACAUCAUUCUCCUGGCUGAAGGAAGACUAGUCAAUUUAGGUUGUGCAACUGGUCAUCCCAGUUUUGUCAUGAGUAACUCUUUCACUAAUCAAGUGAUGGCUCAGAUUGAAUUGUGGACUAAACCAGAAAGUUAUCCCAUUGGAGUUUACUUUUUGCCAAAGAAGCUUGAUGAAGAAGUUGCUGCUCUCCAUCUUGAACAUUUGGGUGUAAAGCUAACCAAAUUAACUCCAAACCAAGCUAACUACUUAUCACUAAAUCAAGACGGACCUUUUAAGCCAGAUCAUUAUAGAUAUUAGUGAAUUUAAUUUAUUCUAUGAAUAAAGAACAAUAAAUUUAUUUUUAUACAA
Messenger RNA from Parasteatoda tepidariorum (common house spider), 1576 nucleotides. It is a transcript of the gene Ahcy, whose product is annotated as adenosylhomocysteinase. NCBI's taxonomy places the organism in Eukaryota, Metazoa, Arthropoda, Arachnida, Araneae, Theridiidae. Gene Ontology annotation, molecular function: adenosylhomocysteinase activity. Gene Ontology annotation, cellular component: cytosol. Gene Ontology annotation, biological process: L-methionine cycle. The record is from RefSeq and is a predicted model, not a curated record.